GUUGCACUUCAUUUUAUCAGUUUCCAUUUUAAGACCAAUCCAAACAAUUGAUUAACAGUUACAAUUAAAGCUCCAGUCACGUUCUACCUUUUUUCCCUCAUUGAUUCUUUAAAAAUUAAGUUUAACCUUCUAAAUACAUCCACGUAUCGUAAUUAGAGUAAAAAACAUUCAUCAUUAAUGGUUAAUCUUUGUGAUUAAUUUUUCUACUUGAUUGUUGUUAUUUGAAAAGCGUUGAUUGAAAAUUAGUUUGGGAUCAGUUUUCUAGUUGAUUAUUGUUGCUUUCAAGGUUUUAAAUUGAAAUUUGUGUAAUUUUCUUUCGGGAAUUAAUUGUAAAAUUGAUUGUUGACAUAAUGGACUCAAAUCAAUUCCGAGAAGCUUCAAAACAACUUGUUGAUUAUGUUUGUGAUUAUCUGGACAAUAUAAGAGAUCGUCCAGUUUUACCAAGUGUUGAACCUUUUUACCUGGAGAAACUUUUGCCUGAUUCAGCACCGGAACAAGGUGAAACUUGGCCUGAAAUCUUCAAAGAUAUUGAAAAGUUAAUCAUGCCAGGGAUGACACAUUGGCACUCACCUCGAUUCCAUGCUUACUUCCCAACGGCCAAUUCAUAUCCCUCAAUUUUGGCCGACAUUUUAACCGGUGCUUUGGGUUGUAUUGGUUUCAGUUGGAUCGCAAGUCCAGCCUGUACUGAAUUGGAAAUGUCAAUGAUGGAUUGGCUUGGUAAGAUGUUAAAUCUACCGGAAGAGUUUCUAUUUUCCUCUGGUGGUAAUGGUGGUGGAGUAAUUCAAGGAACAGCAAGUGAGGCUACACUUGUCACCAUGUUGGCAGCUCGAAGUGAAGCAUUAGGGAAAAUGUCCAACGAAACAAAAUCAUUGGAUAAAUUGGUUGCUUACUGUUCAACUCAAUCUCAUUCAUCGGUUGAACGAGCUGGUCUUUUAGCCGCAGUCAAAAUUUCCGGCCUCGAACCAGAUGAGAAUCUAUCUCUUCGAGGUUCAACUUUACUCGAAGCAAUUCAAUCUGAUCGAGCCAAAGGUUUAAUCCCAUUCUUUGUUGUUGCCACCUUAGGAACCACUAAUAGCUGUGCAUUUGACAAUAUCACUGAGAUUGGUAAAAUAUGUCAACAGGAAGGUAUUUGGAUGCAUAUUGAUGCUGCUUAUGCUGGUUCAGCAUUUAUCUGUCCUGAGUAUCAACAUUAUCUCAAUGGUGUUGAGUUUGCUGAUUCUUUCAACAUGAAUCCUCAUAAAUGGUUACUAAUCAAUUUUGAUUGUUCAGCUUUAUGGCUCAAGAAUCGUAAUCUACUCGCAGGCGCUUUCAAUGUUGAUCCACUUUACCUGAAACAUGAUAAACAAGGACAAGUUCCUGAUUAUCGGCAUUGGCAAAUUCCGUUGGGUCGUCGAUUCCGUUCAUUGAAAAUGUGGUUCGUAUUGAGAAUCUAUGGAGUCAAAGGAUUACAAGAAUACAUCCGAAAGCAUGUUAAACUGGCUCAUGAUUUUGAGGAUUUGCUGAAAACUGAUCAACGAUUUGAGAUCACAAAUCCAGUUGUCCUUGGAUUAGUUUGCUUUAGAUUGAAGGGAUCUGAUGAAUUGAAUGAAAAAUACGUGAAAACAAUUAACGAUCAUAAGAAAAUCUUCAUCACCCCGUGUCGCAUAAAUGGCCAGUACAUAAUUAGAUUUGCGAUCUGCGCCCGAUCAACCGAGAUACAAGAUAUUCACUUCUCAUGGAAUGAACUUAAAUCAGUUGCUGAUCAGAUGCUAACUGAAUCAAAUUAAAUCACCACAAUUAUUAUUAUUCAAUCGAUACCAAAAGUAUUGCUAUUAAUCAAUCGGUGUUUUGAUUUUAUUAGAAAAGAAGAAGAAAAAAAAAGAUUCUAAUUCUAAUUAGAAAUGAUUGUUUAAAACUUGUAACUUACUUUGUUAUGUUAAUUGUUUCAAUUUAAUUGUUAAUUGUUGUAAUGAUUUUCAACUGCAUAUAAUCAAUAUGAAGAUUAAAACUGAAAAAGUUUCAAAAUAACCCGAAAAAGUAAAAGUUUUCAAUUGUUAAUAAAC
Messenger RNA from Panonychus citri (citrus red mite), 2042 nucleotides. RefSeq names its product aromatic-L-amino-acid decarboxylase-like. Gene Ontology annotation, molecular function: aromatic-L-amino-acid decarboxylase activity; pyridoxal phosphate binding. Gene Ontology annotation, biological process: catecholamine metabolic process; serotonin biosynthetic process; amino acid metabolic process. Lineage: Eukaryota; Metazoa; Arthropoda; Arachnida; Trombidiformes; Tetranychidae. The coding region runs from base 351 to 1766 and encodes 471 amino acids. The record is from RefSeq and is a predicted model, not a curated record. The transcript is spliced from 9 exons.